AUGUCGAGCGCACCAAAGAAAAAGGUCACAAAGUCUCGCAACGGCUGUAUUACCUGUAAGAAACGACGAAUCAAAUGCGAUGAGACGAAGCCAAGAUGCAAUAAUUGCGUUCAAAAAGCUAUAGAUUGUGGCGGAUACGCCACAAAUUUUAAGUGGAGGUCGUUAAAUGAAAAGGGCAAUGUGAAGCUGGAAGACGAGAAGAGCUUUUUGUACAAACACUUGGAAUUGGCGUCGCUACAAGUGACGGGAAAAACCAUUCACGAUAUCAAGGCUGAACAUGACAUGAUAGCAUUAGGUGUGAACCCCCGACGAGGGUCUCAGUCUCCAUAUGUGAGUGAUUCGAACGCUUCGGAAUCAUCAAAACCGCUGCUAAAACGAUCUUACAGUCAGUCCAAAGUCGAAGAAUCUCACAAUGUGCCUCGAAUGAAGAACCAUCCUCGUUCGCUCAGCACGAACAAUGCGGAUAAUGUAGCCAGUAUCUCCAACUUUCGCAAGACUGCUAUGGAAAGAGACAGAAAUGACGGUCUUCAAUCUUUAGUUGAAGUUGCAGUGGACGAAAUCAACAUGCGGUCGUCUCCUUCAUUGCCCUCUCGGGAACUAUACCAUAUUCAACAACGGAGCCCUUCUGCUCCCAGUCCCAAUCUCAACCAGGUACCUUUCUCGCCAAGCUUGCCAAGCUAUUCUAACAAGGAUGUGAACUCUCGUGGAUUAGUUACGAGAAGUCCUAUCGAGAGGUCAGAGAACGACUUCAAUAUCAACCUAACCCCGUCACUUUCGGCUCUCAUCAACAAUGCAUUUCGACUGGGAUUCGAACAGGAUUUUGCGGAUUCCUCUGGUAAACCUCCAGAGAUUCCUUUGAGUCCACUCAAUCUCAAUACUGAUUUCAGAAUCUCUUCUCCAGAUGAUUCUCUCUAUAGUGGGAAACAGUCACACCCAACAAUCACCUUUUCUCCGGCGCCUGAUAACAAAAUCAUGAACAUGUCUGAUCCAGAAUCUCCUCGUAACGAUCUUUCGUCAACCGAGGGAAACAAUUUGAGUUCUGUAUCAGCCAGUCCCCAUCAGCCAAGUAGCUUGCUUCGCAGUUCGGACCAAACCCAAAUACUCUUCCUAUACUCAGAGUAUACUUGUACCAUUAUGUCUAUCAAAAAUGGACCCAAUGAAAACCCGUGGCGUAACCUUAUCGUUCCAUUAGCCACAACCUAUCCGUGUCUUUUCAAUUCCAUUGCGUCUAUGACCAUGUUUCACUUGGCAGGCAACCAGAGAGACGCAGAUGCCAGCACCACCUUGCGCUCGCGAGGUUUUCUGUAUAUGAAGCGGUGUGUGUUGGAGCUUGCAAGUGGAUUGUCGAAAAUGAACGACGAAGGAAUGGAAAAUACACCAGAAUUACCUGCCGAUGUAGCAUUGACUGCGUGCUUAAACUUGGCAGUUUCAGAAACCUGGGAUACCCAUAUUUUCAGUGGAAUAGCACAUUUGAAAGGUGCCAAAAGUAUGAUUCAAAAGGUAUUGACUCUUCUCAAAACCCAGAGGAAUAUAGUAGCUCGAGACCGUAAAACACUUGCUGGACCGUUAGAAGUGUCAAAGCUCAUUGAGCUGAAAAAGAAAGAUUUGAAGAAGAAGCUUGUUAUGGUGGACGACGAUGAGUGGGACGACAUUCUUAAUGAUAAAACUCCUGAUAUGUCAGGCACGCUAGGAAUUUCAAUCCCUCGAAGCUUGCAGUUUUUGUUCAACAUUUGGAUUUACUUUGAGGUUCUUGCUCAAAUGACAUCUUAUCUGAACCAGGACGACAAGGGCCUCGAUUUGGUGGCUACCAUCACCGACAUGCUCCAAGAAUCGCACCGGAAAAAGAGCAAGAUCAUGAGCAUCGAUGGUGACACUGAAUCGGUAAGUAUGAAGUCCGACUCGAGCCAGCUGUCAAAGGGAGGGCCUGUUGAAGGCUCUGUUGCAUCUUUUGAUUUUUUCGAUAAUUUGGAGUCGUUCGGAUUUUAUGCCGAGGAAGUGGAUCCUUUGCUAGGAUGUGCCCAAUCGUUGUUUCUGAUUAUUGGCAAGGUUGCAAACUUAAUUUCUAAGGUUCGCAAACUUCAAAUGAGGAAUGGUUUUAGGAAUGGACUUCUGGUUAUAACUCAAGCAACUCAACUAAAGCAGGAACUUGUUGAAUGGCGUCCUGUCAUAUCUGAUAAUAUGGUAGCAAGAAGUAUGGUCAACGAUGGCGAAGCAACGGGAGUAAAGUCUACUUGGGACAUAGCUUCUUGUAUUGCUACUGCUGAGGCGUAUCGAUUUGCAUCCAUUCUCUAUUUGCACCAAGCCGUGCCUGAGAUUCCAUGUUUAACAUCUCACGAAUUGGCAGAGAAAGUAUUUAUACUUUUGGCAUCGAUUCCUACAACUUCGCACACAUACACUGUUCAUAUCUUUCCGCUACUUGUUGCUUCUUGUGAAGCACUUCCCGGAGAAGAACGAGACUGGUGUGUAUCACGAUGGGCAUUACUUUCAGAAAAGCUCUGGAUUGGAAAUGUUGAGAGAGCACUAGAAGUAGUGAAAGAGGUCUGGAAGCGCAAGGAUGCGAUGACAGAAAGUAAAAGCACCGAGGUUCGGGUCCAUGGCGAUGGAAAAGUCAAGAAUUUCACCAAGCAUAUUAGCGGGCUAAUGGCUGCAAUCAAUGACGAUCAAGCCAGUGAUAAUCAUGGCCGGAUCAAUGGAAAACUGCAUUGGAGCACCAUCAUGAGAGAGUGGGGGUGGGAGGUGAUGUUAGGCUAG
Messenger RNA from Meyerozyma guilliermondii ATCC 6260, 2751 nucleotides. RefSeq names its product Zcf9p (gene ZCF9). Gene Ontology annotation, molecular function: transcription cis-regulatory region binding; zinc ion binding; DNA-binding transcription factor activity, RNA polymerase II-specific. The coding region runs from base 1 to 2751 and encodes 916 amino acids. The record is from RefSeq and is a predicted model, not a curated record. Lineage: Eukaryota; Fungi; Ascomycota; Pichiomycetes; Serinales; Debaryomycetaceae. The transcript has a single exon. Gene Ontology annotation, cellular component: nucleus. Gene Ontology annotation, biological process: positive regulation of transcription by RNA polymerase II.